Molecule: messenger RNA, 822 nt
Organism: Ornithorhynchus anatinus (platypus)
Lineage: Eukaryota; Metazoa; Chordata; Mammalia; Monotremata; Ornithorhynchidae
Gene: RNF151
Product: ring finger protein 151
Exons: 4
Coding region: 85-744 (219 amino acids)
Biological process (GO): positive regulation of JNK cascade; protein ubiquitination; regulation of canonical NF-kappaB signal transduction
Cellular component (GO): plasma membrane signaling receptor complex
Molecular function (GO): ubiquitin-protein transferase activity; zinc ion binding
Source: RefSeq, a predicted model, not a curated record
CAAUGGAGCUGUGAUGCAGGUGCUUGUUCCCGGGAGCGGGCCGGGCUGGGCCUCAGUAGGGCUGUUAACGCCAAAGGACUGAACAUGAGCGGUGGCUAUGAGGUCAGCCUGUUUGCCACCCCGCCAGACUCCCACCUACUGUGUUCGGUUUGCUACGGCGUCCUGAGGCAGCCUGUGGGACUCCCAUGCAGGCACACGUUCUGCAGGAAAUGCAUCAUGCGGUGGCUGGUGAGGCAGAGGACGUGUCCGUGCUGCAGGCGUGAAGUGAAGGUGAAGCAAUUAGUUCACAGGCAUGAACUCCGAAGGCAGAUCAACCGCCUGCAAGUGAAGUGUAAGAAUGUCCAGGAGGGCUGCCUGGUCACUGUGCCCCUCCACCACCGCCGGAUCCACCUGCUGUCCUGCCAGUACGAGCCCGCCCCUUGCCCCCACCCCGGCUGCCCGGCCUGGGUGCCACGCAAGGACCUGAGCGGCCACGGCCAACGCUGCCCGCACGGACGGCGGCCCUCCGCCCGGGGCUGUGAGGCUCCGCUGACCGCCGCCCGCGCCCCCCGUGACUACCCCCACCAGCUGCAGGAGGAGAGGAGGCGGCGACGGCGGCAGGCAUCUUGCCAGCUGCUCCUGGCACAGCUGGACCGAUCCCUCCGACACCUGCGCCGGGCCGCGCGAGGCAUGCACGCCCAGCUGGCGCGGCUGGGAGGGCGCCUGGAGAGGAGCCGGGUGGACGGCCUCGGCCCGUCGGCGUGAGGCGGGGGCGGACCCCUCCCCGGGACCCCCUUUGCCGUCAAUAAAUGUAAAGGUCGGAUGGAGCCGGCCGGACGGGGA